AAUCUGCAAUUUUCUCCUCAUCGAGGCUCUGCUACCACCACGAUGUCUUCCUUCUUUUCCUUUGCAGGAUCCUUCGUUUCUUCUGCAGGAAUCAACAUUAUGGAUACAUUGCAAGGCAUGGGAUACUUUGAUAGAAACGAAAUUAGUCAAAUCAAUGCCUCAUAUAUCCCUGGCCUGAAACUAGUGUUCACUUCGGAGAUGUGUAGCCUCCAAUCUUCUACCACAUCUUACAAUCACAAUGAGGAGAUUGGGAUGUUGUAUAAACUAAAAUAUGGUGAAAUAGGUGCAAGGGUUGUGUGCAAAUCCUGCCCUAUUGCUCAGCUCACUGGUGCUUUGAGAUUGUUCAGCAACCUCUCUGGUUUCAAACUUACUUCCAUGGGUGUUGUUGAUGUUAACAGCCAUAAACUUAAAGAUUGGAAUAUUGGGUUUGAGUCUAUUGCAGGGAACGCCUCAGCUCAGAUCAAACUAGGCGCAGACGAAUACGUGUUUCUUACCCGUCAUCGGAUUCACCCUAAAUUUGUGGCGCUUGCUGAGUUUCAUAGACCAUUUGUUAAGCCUUCACGGAUGUCCACUUUUGGUAUUGGAUUCGAAUGGGAGCUUUACUCGAGGGCAACUCUUGAAGGCAUGUUUUCCAAUCGACAUCCUGCAACUUUUGCAUUUCAGUAUGAAUUGUCUAAGCCUCAAUGUCAACUUAGGGUGUCUGGUGAUCUCUACUCCAAAAGAAUUGGUCUGUCUUUGGCAUUUCAUCCUUCUUCCGUCUUCUAGUUUACGUUCCUUCUUAUGUUUUUAAUGGUUUUAACUUGUGUUUAUAAACUUAUCCCUUCUAGAUAAGGUUCUUCUAGCUGUUAACUUGUGUUUGUUCGGUUAAUCUCUUCUAGUUUUUGUAAUGUUUGUUCUGUGUUAUGAUUUCCAGUAAGGACUAAUGAAACUCUUGAUACGCUACAAUAGUUUUCUAGAUGAUAUAUAGCUUUUUAUCGUUUUGCUC
Molecule: messenger RNA, 985 nt
Organism: Capsella rubella
Lineage: Eukaryota; Viridiplantae; Streptophyta; Magnoliopsida; Brassicales; Brassicaceae
Exons: 4
Coding region: 43-765 (240 amino acids)
Source: RefSeq, a predicted model, not a curated record